Messenger RNA from Drosophila ficusphila, 3254 nucleotides. It is a transcript of the gene BicC, whose product is annotated as protein bicaudal C. Gene Ontology annotation, molecular function: protein binding; RNA binding. The coding region runs from base 2 to 2740 and encodes 912 amino acids. The transcript has 9 exons. NCBI's taxonomy places the organism in Eukaryota, Metazoa, Arthropoda, Insecta, Diptera, Drosophilidae. The record is from RefSeq and is a predicted model, not a curated record. Gene Ontology annotation, cellular component: cytoplasm.
GAUGCUGUCCUGUGCCUCCUUCAAUAAACUGAUGUAUCCAACGGCCGCAGAUGUGGCCAAAUCCCCGAUGGUGGGCUUGGAGGUCGAUGGCGGAUCCAUGGGAUCCCUGGCCAGUCUCCAGGCCCUUCCUUCGACCACCUCGGCGGGCAGUGGGGCUCCCAGCGAGACCCAGAGCGAGAUAUCCUCCGCGGACAGCGAUUGGAGUGACAUACGCGCCAUCGCAUUGAAGUUGGGCGUUCAAAACCCAGACGAUCUGCACACCGAACGUUUCAAGGUUGAUCGACAGAAACUGGAGCAGCUGAUAAAGGCGGACAGCGCCAUUGAGGGAAUGAAUGGAGCCGAGUAUUUCUUUCAUGAUAUCAUGAACACGACGGAUACGUAUGUGAGCUGGCCUUGCAGACUCAAAAUUGGUGCCAAGAGCAAGAAGGAUCCGCAUGUGAGAAUUGUGGGCAAGGUGGAGCAAGUGCAGCGGGCCAAAGAGCGAAUUCUGAGCAGCCUUGAUUCGAGGGGAACCCGAGUGAUCAUGAAAAUGGAUGUUAGCUACACGGAUCACUCGUACAUCAUCGGACGCGGUGGCAACAAUAUAAAGCGCAUAAUGGACGACACCCACACCCAUAUCCACUUUCCCGACUCGAACCGAUCCAAUCCCACGGAGAAGUCCAACCAGGUGUCGCUGUGCGGCAGCUUGGAGGGCGUCGAGAGGGCCCGGGCCCUCGUCCGGCUCUCCACCCCGCUCCUCAUAUCUUUUGAGAUGCCCGUGAUGGGACCCAACAAGCCGCAGCCCGACCACGAGACCCCCUACAUCAAGAUGAUCGAGACCAAGUUCAAUGUGCAGGUAAUAUUUUCCACGCGUCCCAAGCUGCACACCUCGUUAGUUCUAGUGAAAGGUUCUGAGAAGGAGUCGGCCCAAGUCAGAGAUGCAACUCAAUUGCUGAUCAACUUCGCCUGCGAGAGCAUUGCGAGCCAAAUCCUGGUGAAUGUCCAGAUGGAGAUCUCUCCACAGCACCACGAGAUCGUGAAGGGUAAGAACAACGUGAAUCUCCUGAGCAUCAUGGAGCGCACUCAGACCAAGAUCAUAUUCGCCGAUCUGAGCGAUAUGAACGUGAAGCCGCUGAAGAAGUCGCAGGUGACGAUCAGCGGACGCAUCGACGACGUCUACUUGGCGCGACAACAAUUGCUUGGCAAUUUGCCCGUAGCAUUGAUAUUUGACUUUCCGGACAACCAGAACGAUGCCUCCGAGAUAAUGAGCCUCAACACCAAGUACGGCGUCUAUAUCACUCUGCGCCAGAAACAGCGGCAGAGCACUUUGGCCAUUGUGGUCAAGGGAGUGGAGAAGUUUAUAGACAAAAUCUACGAGGCCCGCCAGGAGAUCCUGCGCCUGGCCACGCCGAACGUGAAGCCCGAGGUGCCGGACUUCUACUUCAUGCCCAAGGACAAGGACCUCAACCUGGCCUACCGCACCCAGCUGACCGCUCUGCUGGCGGGCUACGUGGACAGUCCGAAGACUCCGUCGCUGCUGCCGCCCGCUCUAACGGGACAGCUGACGCCCUAUGCCAACAACAACCACCUGUUGCUGAACGCCAAUGGAAUGGCCACGCCCACCGGGAUAUGUGCGCCCACUCAGAAAUACAUGCAGUUGCACAACAGCUUCCAACAGAGUCAAAGUCGCUCGCUGGUGGGUGGCAGUCAGAACAGCCACAACAACAACAACAACAAUUAUCUGCAAGUUCCGGGAGCGGUGGCGCCACUGAAACCGCCGACUGUCUCGCCAAGGAACAGCUGCAGCCAGAAUACGAGUGGCUACCAGAGCUUCAGCAGCAGCACCACCUCGCUGGAGCAGUCGUAUCCGCCGUACGCCCAGGUGCCAGGUGCCGUGUCCUCCACUUCCUCCGCGGCAGGAUGUCCAAAUCGGGCCCACUACUCGCCGGACUCCACGUACGGCAGUGAAGGCGGUGGUGUUGGUGGUGGGGGUGGAGGAGCUCGACUGGGCCGCCGCCUCAGCGACGGAGUGCUCCUGGGAUUGGGUAACUCAAGCGGAGGCGGAGGCGGAGGAGGAGGUUCCGCGGGCGGAGGAGGUGCCCACCUCCUGCCGGGAAGUGCCGAGAGCUAUCGCAGCCUGCACUACGAUCUCGGAGGAGCCAAGCACUCGGGCCACCGCGCCUUCGACUUCGAUAUGAAGCGGGCCCUGGGCUACAAGGCCAUGGAGCGCACUCCGGUGGCGGGGGAGCUGCGCACACCCACGCCCGCCUGGAUGGGAAUGGGCCUGAGCAGCACCUCUCCCGCUCCCGCCGCCCCGCUGGACAACGGGGAUGGUGGUGCGGGCGGAGGUGGCUCCACUGGGUGGCGCCUCCCGCCGGGACUGGGCUCCCCCUACGGACUGAGUGCCACCACCGGACUGCUGGACGCCACGCCGGUCAACCGGCGGCUGCAGCUCGCCCAGUACAAGGACAUCCAGACGCUGCUCACCAGCUUGGGUCUGGAGCAUUACAUCAAAAUUUUCGUGCUGAAUGAAAUCGACUUGGAGGUGUUCACCACGCUGACCGAGGAGAACCUGAUGGAGCUGGGUAUCGCGGCGUUCGGAGCUCGCAAGAAGCUGCUGACGGCCAUUCACACGCUGCUGGCAAACGAGGCGGCCUGCAGCACAAUGCCCAGCAGCAGCUCCUCGCAGAACUCCUCCUCGCCGCGAUUUUCCGGCAGUGCGGCCCCGGGCGCUGAGCGCCGACCCUCCAACCAGUGGUAAUCCCCACUGGGUCCUUACUACUUUCUAUCUCUAUUUGUUUUUUUGCAUGCCCACUUAGUUGGUAGUCGUAAGAUCAGGAGAAUCGGAACGGAAAAAAGAUAUAGGAAAAAAGGAUGAAAAGGGCAAACUCACUGGGCGAUAUCUUUCCCGAUAACUCAGCCUUGACCUUGACUUAUACUCGCAUUUGUACUCAAAUUCCAAGUAGCAGAGCUGCGCACGGGGAAAACGCCCAGCAGUUUGCCAAUAGGUCGUUGUAGCCUCUAUUUUAAGCAAUUAAUUUAUUUCGAAAUUAUUUAUACAGAAAAAGAGAAAACCAUCAACAAAAAUAUUGUGAAUUAUUUAUGAAAUCUAACUCAACGAAAUCACGUAUUGUAAGCAAUGAAUUUAUGUAAAAUAACUGAAAAUUUAAAAAAAAAACACAUAAAAAAGGAAACAAAAGCAUGUAUUAAGUGAUAAGCAAAACAGUCACGCCCAAACAUUUGAUAUGAAUAAAUUGAUGUCUAUGAAAAACUAA